AUGCCACACAAAAUUGAGCAGCCUGUCCUUGAGGACAACCAGGUUCUGGCCGCCAAACAAGACAUACUCGUUGCCGUCAUUGGCAUCGGAUUUGUAGGCACAGGACUAGUGUCUACAUUUUCCACUGCUUAUCCGGUUCUCGGUUUUGACGUUAGCCAGAAGCGAAUUGCAGAAGUGGCUCGCGAGUUCUGUACUCGGCCCAACACCCGCUUCACGACCCAGGAGUCAGAUCUCGGUCAGGCAACCCACUUCUUGAUCUCCGUCCCUACUCUUCUCCUGCCGGACAAGUCCGUUGAUCUCUCCUACAUCAAGAGCGCGCUUGAUGUCAUCUGGCGCUGGGCAAAGCCGCAGUCGACCAUUGUGGUUGAAAGCUCCGUGGCCGUGGGGAUGACUCGGAAACUACUUGGACCUCUCGCCUUGUCGAAUGACUACUUUGUUGGCAUGUCUCCAGAGCGGAUUGAUCCUGGUCGUACCGAGCCGCCCAUGCAUUCUAUCCCCAAGGUAGUCUCCGGGCUUGAUGAUAUAUCCCCCGGGUCAUUGAGCUCCAUCACGAAGCUGUACCAACGCGUGUUUGACCAAGUCAUACCCGUUUCAAGCCCAGAAGUAGCAGAAAUGACAAAGCUCUACGAGAACUGUCAGCGAAUGAUGGGGAUAGCAUUUGCCAACGAGAUGGCAGACGCAUGCAUCAGCCACAACAUCAAUCCCUUUGAAGUAUGCAGGGCCGCAUCUACCAAGCCGUUCGGGUAUAUGCCGUUUUCUCCAAGUCUGGGAGUCGGCGGCCAUUGCAUCCCUGUCAACCCAUACUAUCUCCUCCUCAACAAUGACUUUCCGUUGCUACGUCAGGCAGCCGAGAGAAUGCAUCAGCGACCCAGGCGAAUAGCUCUUCGCAUUCUGAACGAGCUCUAUGCCGAUGAGCACCAGAGCGACUCUGGAAUACUUGUGCCAAAGCGCGUGCUCAUCGUUGGCAUUGGUUUCAAGGCCGGCCAGUCGCAUCUUGUCAAUUCACCUGGCCUUGCGCUGGCCGAGGAGUUCCAGCGGCUCAGCCAGGUGGAUGUCAUGUUUGCUGACAGUCUUGUGCACCAGUCACAGGUUCCCCAUAUAGAGAAGUUGCCCGAGAAGAGUUGGAAGAAGGAUUGUUUGGAGGAUUUUGACGUGAUUGUUGUGGCUUUUCGACAGGUCGCGAUGGAGUUGGGAGUAUUGAAGAAUAUCCGUGGGGUCAAGGUGCAGAUGUGGUGUGACUAG
Molecule: messenger RNA, 1242 nt
Organism: Fusarium fujikuroi IMI 58289
Lineage: Eukaryota; Fungi; Ascomycota; Sordariomycetes; Hypocreales; Nectriaceae
Product: related to UDP-N-acetyl-D-mannosamine 6-dehydrogenase
Exons: 2
Coding region: 1-1242 (413 amino acids)
Biological process (GO): polysaccharide biosynthetic process
Molecular function (GO): oxidoreductase activity, acting on the CH-OH group of donors, NAD or NADP as acceptor; NAD binding; oxidoreductase activity, acting on the CH-CH group of donors, NAD or NADP as acceptor
Source: RefSeq, a predicted model, not a curated record